UCAUGGAUGCUUUACUAGGUCUAAAUUCCUUUCUCUUGAUACCUUGAAGGGAAAACAUAGAUCAACCGUCCUAAUCCCUAAGACAUAUGGGAAGGCAUGUGGAAUGCAAGGCCAGACCUGACAUGGGACUUCCUGGCACAGGAGAACAUUCAGAACUUGCAGAGCCAAUGAGAAAAUGGAAGCCCUCUUUCAGGCAGGAUCCAUUCUUAUGAAGGUGAAUACCUUACAGGGCAAGAAGAUGGUGGAGAGUGGGCUCCAGUCUGGGGACCUUUCUCUGUCUCAGUCAUGGCCCUCCUACCUCCCUCUACCGGCCGACUUGGAGAUCCUGCAGCAGAAGGUGGCCGCGGUACAAAGCGAGCUGGAGGACUUCAAGAAGGAGGCGCUGAAGGCCAUCCGUUACCUGGAGGACGCCUUCUGCCAGAUGAGUGGCGUCCUGGCACAGCAGGAGGAGCAGGCGGCGCGAGUGAAGCAGCGGCUGAGGGAGGAGGAGGACCGCGGCAUCGUUCGCAACAAGGUCCUCACCUUCCUCCUGCCCCGGGAGAAGCAGCUUCGUGAACACUGCCAGCGGCUGGAGAACAUGCUGGUCAGGAGCCACGAUUCCCUGCGAGUCAUCAGGAAGAGCCAGGCCGACUGAGCAGCCCGCGUGUGCGCCCGAGGUGGUGGGCAAGAUUAUUUUUUAGUGGAAGGGCAAAUGCUAAGCCCCCGUUUAUUCCCCUUCCCCCAUUUUUAUUGCUUUCCUGCUACCAAAAUAACACCAUGCAGAACGGCAAAAAAGCCCUCAAUAUGGUUUUCGGGUGACGUUCCAUUUAUCCAGCCUCAUCAAGGAAGGAGGCCCCAGACACUGUAACCGUCAGACCUGUAACUGUCACCUCGAACUGUUUCCCCGUUUGUAAUGGUACAGUUGCUUGGAUGUAGUAGCAUUUUUCUUGUAUAUUCUUAAACUGGUUGUGUUGAACAGAUUUACCUUUCUUUUAAUGACUCCAGGCUUUCGUGAUUUAUCACUUAACAAUUGGUUUACUGAGACCUGUCAAUGUGUGUUCUAUACCGAGACAGGCUGGGGGCUUAGUGACAGAGCUUGCCCAGAUCCUGAAAUGGACUCAGACGGUUGGAUUUGUGUAAUUCCUGACCUCUCCGUUUCAGCCUGCUUGCAAGGUUGGACUAUUGUUCCUCUCUUUUCCUUACGGCUUUGGUUCAUCUCUGCUUCCUCUCCAUUUAGCCUGAAGAUGGGCUGCUCUGUGUGUGUGGGGUGAACCUUGUUAGGUUUCUGCUCGUAGAACUCUCUGCACUCCACUUCCCACCCCACCCCCCCCACCCCCGGGUGACAUCUAUAAGUUCGCACAAUAAAACAGUAAAA
Mastomys coucha (southern multimammate mouse) is the source of this 1354-nucleotide messenger RNA. It is a transcript of the gene Ccdc182, whose product is annotated as coiled-coil domain containing 182. Bases 176 to 634 code for a protein of 152 amino acids. NCBI's taxonomy places the organism in Eukaryota, Metazoa, Chordata, Mammalia, Rodentia, Muridae. The record is from RefSeq and is a predicted model, not a curated record. The transcript has 2 exons.